Molecule: messenger RNA, 6396 nt
Organism: Mercenaria mercenaria
Lineage: Eukaryota; Metazoa; Mollusca; Bivalvia; Venerida; Veneridae
Product: G-protein coupled receptor GRL101-like
Exons: 12
Coding region: 1-2862 (953 amino acids)
Biological process (GO): G protein-coupled receptor signaling pathway
Cellular component (GO): membrane
Molecular function (GO): protein binding; G protein-coupled receptor activity
Source: RefSeq, a predicted model, not a curated record
AUGAAGCCGUCUACUUGUGCAACGGAUCAGUUCAGGUGUACUAACGGUGAUUGCAUCCAUAUUAGUCAAGUCUGUAACUUCAGGGAUGAUUGCAUUGACGCAUCUGAUGAGUAUUGUGAUUUUGGUCUUUGUUUACCUACAGAAUACCGAUGUAAUAGUGGGCAAUGUAUUUCUUCAAACCAGCGCUGUGAUGCUAUCAAACAGUGUAUAGACGGCUCAGAUGAAAUUGGCUGUGUCAGCUGCCAACAUGAUGUUGCUUUUCAUUGCGAUGUUGCAUUUUGCAUACAACGACGUUUAACAUGUGAUGGCUACGCUGAUUGCGAAGACGGAAGUGAUGAAGAGUUAUGUGAUGAAGUAAUAUAUACUUCCUGUAAAGAACUUUGGGAAGCUGGAUUCAGAAAGUCUGGAAAAUACGUCAUUGAACAUUAUGAUUGUCCAUUGAAUACAGUCCAUUGUCCGGGGAGUUUCUGUAUUGCAGUACGGUUUGUAUGUGACGGAGAACUGCAUUGUCCUGGAGGCGAAGACGAAGAAAACUGUGGAUGUGCAUCGUCAGAAAAUGAAAUAAUUAUAAUACACGAGGAAGGGAGUCCUAUCGGCCUAGACAUUAAUGCAUUUGCUAGACAGUUUAAGUCUCACACCAAUAUUAUUAGACUUUUAUCCUACAAAGCAUCUAAACCAUUGCUGUCAUAUGGAAUUAAACGUACUUUAUUGGAAGUACGUGAUAUAGAAAUCAAUCUAACAGUUAAAGUGAACUGUUCUAAUGCAUAUAAAUGCGCAUCAAGUAAAAUGUGUAUACCAAUGGAACAAGUAUGCGACGGUCACAUACAAUGUGUGCAUGGAGACGACGAAACUCUUUGUAGCUUUCAAUGUCCAGCAAACUGUACAUGUGCAGGUUUUUAUUCAAACUGCAGUGCGGUUGACUUCGAACUGACUUCAAUUCCUUCGAUUCCCCAGAACACACGUCACCUUGAUCUGAGCUACAACAAUAAUUUAAGCUUUGUAUUGCAGGAUGCUUGGCUAAAGACUAAACUGCUAUCAGUUUUGAAUAUAUCGCAUUGUGAUAUUGAAUCAAUAUCUCGACAUGCAUUUGACAACACAAGGAACCUUCGUUUGCUAGACUUAAGUUUCAACAAACUAUCAAGAAUCUCCGAGUUUGUUUUCGGAAGUUUGAAAAAACUUACUACACUUAUACUUCGAGGCAACGAUAAUAUCUCAGUCAUUGAAACAAAUGCAUUUGACGGUUUAUCGCAGGUCCAGACUCUAGAUUUUAAAAAUAUGAAACUGAAGAAAAUAUUGGCUGGUACAUUUGCUGGAUUAAAUUUAACAACAGUAGACUUGUCAAACAACCGACUGAUAGCGAUCGAAGAUUUUGCAUUCAGCGAUUCAAUUAUAGAAACUAUUAAUUUUGAAGGCAAUGACAUCCAACACUUUACUAAAGAAAUAUUCACUGGACUGAUAGGCUUAACAACACUAAGGACAUCAGCGUUCAAGUUUUGUUGCAUUCGGCCAAAUUAUGUUCGAGAGGAAAACUGCUACCCAUUAAGAGAUGAGUUUUCGUCAUGUGAAGACCUCAUGAGAAAUCCUGCGUUACAAUUUUUGCUAUGGCUGAUUGGAGUGACAGCUUUAAUUGGCAAUUUCUUGACGAUCGUUUAUAGGACCCAGUGCGACAAAAAAAGACUAAAACUGGGGUUUGGAAUAUUUACGACAAACCUUGCAAUAGCGGAUUUUCUCAUGGGUGUUUAUCUCAUAAUAAUUGCUAUAGCAGAUGCGGCUUUUAGGAAAAGGUACAUUUACGUUUCCGAUUAUUGGAAAAAUAGUGCAUGGUGCAAUUUAGCAGGAAUCCUGUCUACAAUGUCGUCUGAAGCUAGUGUAUUGUUUCUUUGUUUGAUAACAUUGGACAGAAUACUGAUUAUAAAAUAUCCAUUUGGAGAUGUCAGGAUCACAAAAGAGAAGGCAAUAGCAUGCACCGCAUUUACAUGGCUUUUCGCUGUAACUAUUGCCGUAUUUCCUGUUACGUACGAGCACUACUUCAAAAAUAUGUUUUACUCAAGAUCGGGGGUUUGCAUUGCGCUACCAUUAACAAGAGACCGCCCGCCUGGUUGGAUGUAUUCACUUACCUUAUUUGUCGGCUUGAAUUUCAUUACUUUUAUAAUGGUUGCAUUUGGGCAGCUGUCCAUUUUCUUUGGAAUGAAACAAUCAACCGGUAUCGCCACUACAGCUGAAGCUGCACGGAAGAGGGAUUUGAAAGUUGCAAGAAAUUUACUUUUAGUGGUUGCUACAGAUUUUUUGUGCUGGUUUCCUAUUGGAGUUAUGGGAAUAAUGGCCUUAUCUGGUUAUGUGAUUUCCGGUGACAUCUAUGCGUGGGCAGCUGUUUUCAUAUUGCCAAUCAAUUCAGCACUUAACCCGAUUCUUUAUACUUUAACUGCGAUUAUUGCGGACAAGAAGUUCCGGCCAAGUACAAAGGACCAGUCAGUAAAACAGAUCACAAAAGAGACUGGUGAGAGCGUGUUAACAUUCUAUACGAUAAGCUCACGAAUUACACAGACAGAACUCCCGGCAUCGAAAUACAGCACACAGGAAGAAGUAACAACUCCAGAUAUAGAUAUUCCUUUGUCUGCAGUUCUAACCAUUUCAGCACAACUUGCACAAGUUCUUCAUGCAUGCCAUUGUUGCUCUUUGGGAUUGAAACACUUUGAUAAGAAAUCGAUCUAUCUCAGACGUCGCAACAAACAAUUGACUGGAGCUGUCAAAAUAAAGGGGGAAAUGUUCAUUUCCUUCGAGCCAGAAGAUAAAGCCAACGAUAUUUACGAGUUGGGGAUGUUCCUGCGUGGUCUGAUUCAUAUUAAAAAGAAGAAGUGUUAGAACAUUUAUCAUAAAGUUGUAAACUCAAAAUGGUGUCUUCGUAACCCCCAAAUGUCGACGUAUAGUACAGGUUUUGAUGAUAGUGCUAUGCAUUUUGAGACGUCAGAGAGCAGUUUACAUCGGAAUUUUUUUUUGUCAUAAUAUUAUAUUCUAUUAUACAUAAUUUUAUAAAAAAAAAUUUUCUUCAUCGUAUUUGACACAUGUUACUUGCAUGCGGAUCUUUAAAUAUUAUAUGUCUGCACUUAUUAUGAAUGUGAUACCUAAGAUUUAUUAUGUAUUCAACAAUUUGCUUUGAUUUAAUUCAUAGUUCUAUUUCAACAUUAUUUUUGUCAAUUUACAUUAAACUGUUCUUAAAAUGUGUGUAUAUUAAUGUUACCGUACUUCAAAGAACACUUCCACGUUGAUGUACAGGUUUUUACUCAGUAAUUUAGAGACAUUUACACAGGCAAUGCAAUUUCCAAUUUCAGAUUUUUUCUUCUCCUGAGAGUCACACUUUUGAAAAAAAUUAUUAAUCUUAUUUACAUUUGGACAUCUGAAGUUUUUUUUUGUUCUUAACAAUAUCAUCUGAGACAUCAAAUGCAAUCGAAAUUGACAUCCGCUACAAAAUAAAAAUUAAAUUUAGCAUAGUACUUAAUUUAAUGCUGCUAUGAAAUAGACACAUUCUAGCUAGAAAAUAAAACGAUGGCAACAAGAUCUGUAGAUUUCAGUUUAAAUCUGGUUUCUUUCCAAAAUUUUGCAAUGGUAUAACAUACAGCUCCAAAUUUUUGAAAAUUGUGUUACCAUAAUGUUGCAGCAUUUCUAACUACACUUCUUACAUCUUAAUUUUUCCAUAUUUUUUUUUAAUAUUGUUUUUAAUUUUUUUGUUGUUUUUUAUUGUUGUUUUUUGUUUUUCUUUUUUAAUAGUAUUUUUGAACGUUAUUUGGCUUAUUUUUUACUUAAUUCAUACAAUGUGUGCUAGACUGUUUCGUGAUAAACUUAAAUUAGAUUUUAAUUUUGGUAUCUUUAAUUUUAUCAAUGUUGCUUGUAAGCUUUAUAAUUUGGGUGCGUUUAGCAUUUUGACAAUUGAUUUAUAAAGAUAAUAUUUUGAUGUAGCUUAGUACCAAACGAUCCUUAUAUAUUUUUGUUUAAAUUCAUUUGUAAAGUUUUCGAAACUAAACAAAGAAAUGCAUUCAUGACAACACUAAAGCAUUCUUUGAUUGGGUACUACCGUAUCAAAAUGUAUAUCACAUUGGAAUAUGUAAAUGGCAUAAAAUAUAUUACUCUACUGGUCUUUCUGUCAAUAUCACAUUAAACUGUUCUUAAAGUAUGUAUGUAUAUUAAUGUUACCGUACUUCAAAAUACAAGUUCAUGUUAAUGUACAGCUUUAUACUCAGCAAUUCUGAGAAAAUAUUCAUUUACAGGUAGUGCAAUAUCCAAUUUCAGAACUGUCCUUCUCUUGAGAGUCAGACUUUUGAAUAAUAUAUUAAUUUUGUUUACUUUUGGACAUCUGCAGUUUUGUGUGUUCUUAACAAUAUCAUCUGAAACACCAAAUGUAAUUAAAAUUGACCUCUGCAACAAAACAGAAAUUAAACGCCAUAGUACUUAGCUUAUUGUUGCCAUGAAGUAGACACAUUCUAGCUAGAUAAUAAAGCAAUGGUAACAAGAUCUGUAGAUUCUAGUUUAAAUUUGGUUUCUUCUUUAGUUAUGAUUAAACAUACAGUUCCAGAUUUCUAAAAUUUGUGUUACCUUUACGUUGCAGCAUUUCAAACCACACUUUUUACAUUUUUUUUGUCCGUUUAUUUUUUCAUCUUUUUUAAUUGUUUUGUUGUUGCUGUUUUUUUUAAUUGUAUUAUUGAAGGUUAUUUGGCUAAAUCUAUACUUACUUAAUACAAUGUGUGCUAGACUGUUUCAUGAUAAACUUCAAAUUAAAUAAAAUGUUGGUACCUUAAAUUGUAUCAAUGUUGCUUAAAAGCUUUUGAAUUUUGUUGUGUUUAGCAUUUUGACAAUAGAUUUUUUUUUUGUUUAACGUCGCGCCGACACAUUUUAGGUCAUAUGUCGACUUUCCAGCUUUGAUGGUGGAGGAAGACCUCAGGUGCCGCUCCGUGCAUUAUUUCAUCACGAGCGGGCACCUUGGACGCGUCUUUUUCGUACGCCAGUAUUUGGUUUUUAUAGUACACUGUCGUUUGUAACCCCGCUCGAAAAUGUUUGAGACAUUUAGCCAAAUAUACCAAAUUAUUCCAUCGCUUAAGACAAAAUCAGUACAAAAUCUCCUCUGGCAACAGCGACUGGAUCCAGAAAUGACGUCAUCAAUAUGGGCACCGACUAUGAAAAUAAUACUGCUAAAUAAUGUCUGAAGAAAUCAAUAGAAAGAGUUAUAAUAUCAGAGACCUUACCAUGAAACAAGCUAAUUCGGCAAUAUCAAUUCUUAUAUUUACAAUUUUAAAUCAUACAAAUGUACAGAACCCAUUUUAAUAGUUUUAUGUGAGCCCCGUCCAAAUAUCUUACAUUUUUUACAUUCGCUAUUACCUCUUGAUAUUGUUUUAGAAUAAGCGAAUACAAUUUACCGAAAUCUGCUUUAAAUCAGUAUCCAGAAUGAAAGAAAUAUGAUGAAAAUCCAAAACAAAUCAUUAUUUGUCCAUGCAAAUUGUGUGUAUAAUUAUUUACUAUUGAACAUCUUCAGUUUUGUGUGUUCCUUAUGAUAGCAGCUUACACGCCAGUGUAAUAUGAAAUUGACCUCUGAAACGAAUCAAAUAAAAACAAAAAUCGAUUUGCCAUAGUACAUUUUUAAUGAUGCCUGUAUUUGGUUUUAUUUCCUACAACUAUGCAAUGGUAAAACAUACGGUUCAAGUUUUCUGAAAAUUAAUUUACCAUAAUGUUAUAGCAUUUCAAACUACACAUUUUACACUUUAAUUUUUUUACAUGUUUCUGUUGUUGUUUGUUUGGACUAUUUUGUUUUGUUUUAGAAGUGUAUUUUUUAAAUUAUUUGGAUUAAUCUUGUGAGACAUACAAUGUGUGUUAGACUGUAUCAGGAUAACUUUAAAUAGAUUAAAAGUAAAUUUUAGUAACUUUGAUUUUAUCAGUGUUGCUUAAAAAUAUUUGCAAUUUAGUUUGUUUAGCAUUUUGACAAUACAUUUAUAAAGAUAAAAACAUUAUGAUGUUGUUUAAUAACAUUCGAAUUUUACAUACUUUUGUUUAGACUCAUUUUUAACGUUAUGUAAAAAAGAAAUAUACAGUACAUUCAUGACAACACUAAGGUAUUCUUUGAUUUGGUAUGACUAUAUCAAAAUGAAUAUCACUCUGGAGUUUGUAAUGCAAAACGAGCUUGACAGUUUAAAGUUUAAAAAUAUUGGGACAACCUAGGCUAGAAAAAAAUGAUAUUGCAUAGAAAGUUAUGCGAAUGAUUGUUUCUGUUGAAUGCAUAGUUAUGGAAUUUAUUCAAAUUCAAAAUGUGAUAUUUUCGCAUUGUUCUGCAUUUUCUACUUGACAGUAAAACUCUGAAAUAAGUUAUUUCUAUUUUCUAGUGUUACGUGUUGUUAAUAAAAAUCACAAAAUCUA